Molecule: messenger RNA, 429 nt
Organism: Guillardia theta CCMP2712
Lineage: Eukaryota; Cryptophyceae; Pyrenomonadales; Geminigeraceae
Exons: 1
Coding region: 1-429 (142 amino acids)
Source: RefSeq, a predicted model, not a curated record
AUGCAGGCGGCUAGGAUGCGGCCGAGGAACGCGGAGUACGGGCACAUGAAGCCGCUGGGUGUCCUUCCCAUCCAGCUCGCCCUGUUGCGCCUGGAGCUGCAGCAGCUGCUCCACCUCGAGUCCUUCCCGCUCAAUGCCCUGCUGGAGAGCGUCGGAAGGCAGAGCUGGACGUGGGUGGUGCCUUUUGCCUCCUCGUUCGACUGGCUCAGCAGCAAGCUAGGCCUUCCCACCUCCUCCUCGGAUGGUUUUCCGUCUUUCAAGGCCCCGCCAGCCUGGUCAGGGGAAUCUGCUUCCAAGUUGAAGGGCAGAAGGCAAGAAGGGGAGGAGAAGAACGAGGAGGAAGAGGAGGAGGGGGAUUUGACUUUUGUUCUCUUCGCUACCCUGGUCGGGUUUAUUGUUGGGCUUGCGAUCGCCGCCAUCCUCCGCUAG